CUUGAGCUUUUUAGACUGAGAAUUGAGAUUGUGGAGCGUGUUUUCAUUGGAUGAAAUGACUUCUAGGUUUAAAGAUUUAGAACUCGGCCUUGAAAAUGGAGUCACAACUGUUGGAUCGGAUAAUAGAGUGUCUUUGUCCGGUGAUGCUUCGAAUUCCGGUAGUGUUUAUCAAGAGAAUUCGCGCUCGGUGAUGAGCGCGAAUGUGGAGACACAGCAGAGCAAAGAUGCUAAGGAGAACAAAUCAGUGAAGGAGAAACGUAAAAGCUUGGGUCAUAAGAAACCUCCUAGGCCACCGAGAGCCCCGUCGUUGGAUGCGGCCGACCAGAAACUAAUUAGGGAGAUUGCGGAGCUCGCAAGGUUGAAGCGUGAGAGAAUCGAACGGAUGAAAGCCUUGAAGAAAUUGAAAGCCGCUAAACCAACAUCUCCUAGCACUAGCAGCAACAUGUUUGCAAUGUUGUUCACCAUUGUAUUUUGUCUCGUCAUAAUGUUCCAAGGAAUGUGUUCCGGAGGCACUUCAGCAAGCUACCAAGGGUCUCCAUUGCCAGCAGGGGCAGCACAGCCACAGGGGGUUCCAAGUUCACAUCAGUUCUCCAUGAAUCCAUCCGCAGGCUUUCAAAAUCAACCGGAUUCCGAAUCUCCGAAUUUGGUGGAGCAGGUUGCAGGUUUAGAAGGUGAACACACGCUGAGAAGAUUUUCUGGAUAAAAGGUGCAAUGGAGUUUUAUUACCGUGUAAAUCUUUGGUGAUA
Messenger RNA from Hibiscus syriacus, 746 nucleotides. RefSeq lists its product as uncharacterized. The coding region runs from base 56 to 703 and encodes 215 amino acids. The transcript is spliced from 4 exons. The record is from RefSeq and is a predicted model, not a curated record. Lineage: Eukaryota; Viridiplantae; Streptophyta; Magnoliopsida; Malvales; Malvaceae.